This is a messenger RNA of Magallana angulata, 3430 nucleotides long. Its product is annotated as multiple epidermal growth factor-like domains protein 10. The transcript has 7 exons. Gene Ontology annotation, molecular function: scavenger receptor activity. The record is from RefSeq and is a predicted model, not a curated record. Lineage: Eukaryota; Metazoa; Mollusca; Bivalvia; Ostreida; Ostreidae. The coding region runs from base 142 to 1125 and encodes 327 amino acids.
GAAGAGGUCACUGUUUAGAUCGUAUUUUGUAUAUAUAUUGCGGAAAUUAUUAUACGAUCAAUAUUUCUGAUGCUCCUUACCCUUACAAAAUCAAAAUACGAAGGUACCUAAACCUUGUAUGAUAUCGAACCGAAAAUUAACAUGGAUGGUGGUCAUAUUGUUUUCUUCUGCUUUCUUUUCAUUUAUAUUUGCCGUCAGAGGACUGAAUGUUGCAGAACCUGGGACGAAAAACACCUGCAAUGCAAAGAAUGCUAUCCAGGAUAUCUGGGUUGGAAUUGCUCAGAGCAAUGUCGCUACCCUAAUUACGGAAGGGAUUGUCAGGAAUUGUGCAAGUGCGAAGAGAAGCUCUGUGACAUCGCCGAUGGAUGCAUAGCACCAGACAAAACAAAUUGUCCUCCAGGAUAUCUCGGUCGAAACUGCUCAGAGAGAUGUCCCUAUCCUAACUACGGGAUAGAUUGUCAACACAUGUGUGGGUGCGAAGAAAAAUUGUGUGAUGUCGCCACUGGAUGCAUUUCACCUGCUGACGAGCCAGAUUGUCCUUCAGGAUAUCAGGGUCAUAACUGUUCCAAGCAAUGUCAUUAUCCUAAUUACGGAAAACAUUGCCAUGGAUUCUGCAAGUGUGAAGAGAAGUCUUGUGAUAUCGCCAGUGGGUGUUUAUCACCAAACGAAGGAUGCAUUGAUGGAUAUUUUGGCGAAGGGUGCAAAAAAAGCUGCCAAUAUCCAUCAUAUGGAAAAGAUUGUCAACAAUUAUGUGAAUGUGUCGAAUCUGUUUGCAAUAUUACCACCGGAUGUGACACUUUCAAUCAUAAUGACUUGAAGUCGGACGAAUCCCAUGAAUCAACGGCGAAACAAAUAACAGGACAUACAUUAUUGGCGGUCAUUGUUUCAGUAUCUGUCCUGUCCUCUGUCUUGAUGUCAGCUAUCAUCUCACAUGUCAUCUGGCGACUAAAAAGACCAAACAGAGCUAUUACGAGAUCAUCAUCUCCUGAACAACAACAACAAACAUCGAACAAAGCAACGACACUGAGGGCAGCAAACACUUACUGCUUCAAUGAGGAUGCUAGACUCAGUCAUUUGUAUAGUUCGCCGAUAGAGAUCUCCGCUAGCCAAACUGAUCCAGAAUGACAUUGCGAAGUGUUUAAACGGAAACGUGUGUCAAGAGAAAAAUCUAAUGUCAACAUAUGUGCGUAUGAACAAAAUUUAUGUCUUUGCAUAUUUCUUGAUUGUGUUGAGGUUAAGAAAGAAAAAAGUGUAUUCGUUACAUGGCCCGUUAUACUACAUUAAUAGGUUUUAUUGAGAUUAAGAUUAAAAGGGUAUGCUCUUCGUAUGAAAAAUUUCUAAGGCGAGGCAAACUACCGACAAGCAAGUUGAUAAAACAGGACUAUUAACAGUCUCGUCUGAAGUCAUCUUUUCGUAAUGUCUAUGGUCGAUACAACGACCUCGUCAGCAAAUACAUUCUUCCACUAGAUCGCAUGCUGACAGACGUUUUUCAUAAUAAUUGUUAGACCAUAAAUAUUCAUCUAAUUGUCUACAGACUUCUAUGCCCCCCCCCCUCCCCCCGAUUACGACAAAAAAGCACACGGCGGAUGUUACCGUUCAGCAGAGGAUGCCCACUUCUCCAUUGCACCUGAUCCUACCUUUAUCUUUUUAGAGGUCCGUCUUGCUUUUCUUUGGAUUUGUAUUUUGUUUUAUGGAUUUUUAAGAUAGUUGACACUUUGUUAUUGUCAUGUUUUCAUUGUAUAAAGUCUGUUAUUUUAUGUAUAAAAUAUAAGGGAAGAGCGAGAACUCUCAUACCGAUAAAUGAAGAACUGAAAUUACACAUUCAUAAUCGUAUUUUACGCGAUAGUCUCUAACUUUCGGUUUCAACUGUUUCCUGAACUAGACUAUAAAUUUCUUCCCCUAAAUACAUGGAAUUCAAUAAUUAAGCAAUUCGUUGCACUGACCAAAUUAUCCGUAUUUAUUCUAUAAGAUAGCUUUGUAUAGGUACAUAAUGUGUAUCAUCGCACGUACGCAAAUGCUCACACACACAGCAUGCUAUUCAGUCUGAAUAUACGGUAAUAAGAUAUUUUAACUAAACAAACUCGCACAAAUAUAUUCCUUCCACAUAAUUUCUCGAUUUAAUAUACAUAUACAAUACCACAUUGUAAUUUGAUUGGAGCCAAGGUGCCAGCCUUUUGUUCUAGAUCUGAUGCCAAUAAAGAUAGUACGAAGCAUUGAGAUUCCUAGUAUUCCUAGUAUUGAUAUCUUGCCUAUUGAAUCUGCAGCGAUGCAUUUAGAUUCUGUAUAUUUUGAAUUUCAAUAUAAAUUCUGCCACAAACAGGAAGAAUGGUACAUGAAUAAUCAUACAAAUCACAAUAUUGACCUACAUCUCAAGUGUUUCCAUCAAAACAAGAUACAAAUGUAACUGUUCUAGGCUUAAAUAGUCAGAACAGCAGCUAGUAGACCAGUUAAACAGUUUAAAAAAAAAAUUCUUAAAAUUUUCUGAUAUGAAAAUUAACCUGGUAAUCAUUUCAUAUUUUCUUAGCCUGAAAAGUUUCUAUAGUUACGCAACACUUACUUCGAUAUUUUACACGUAUGAGAUAUUUUACAAUUGCUGUAAAUAUGUACAAAUGUCUGUAUAUUUUCAAAAUUAUUGUUGUUUUAUUGUUAACAAAUUCAUUUAUUUCGUCAUUCAAUUUUAUAGAACAUUUAAGUACUCUGACAGGAAUAUGCCAUAUAGUUCUCACAUAUAAAAUCUUCCUGAUUGUGCAGUAUGUUGAAAUACAUUGAUAACAAACGGAAACCACGUCCUCUGAAGUAUGUUUAUAGCUAACUAUAUUGAGAAUAUGAAUGCCGAAUGUGAUUUCCGUUUUUGGAUUUAGUUAAAAUAGAUAAAUGGCAACAAAGAGAAUUUGACAAAGCCAAAAAAUACCGAAGUUUUAUUCCGUUAAAAUGUUACGUCUUUUCGUUAUCAAAUACUUUUACUUUACCAACUUUGUAAAUUAAAAAAAAAAUUUGAAUAAAUUCUGGUAUUCUUAAAAUUGCAUGUUAUGUUAUUCUAUUGGUUAAAAUGGUCUUAACUCUGGAAUAAUAAAUUUUAAUCGAAUCACAAUCAAAAAUAUUAUCUGUAUGUUCCAGGACUGCAAAUAAUUUUACAAGGAACCCAAAGUACCCUUUGGAUACUCGUAUAUCUGAAGAACUGAAAUUCAACGAAAUACUUUCAAGAUCUCUAAUCAAACCUCAGGAUUUAUGUGAUAGUUUUCUGAUUAAAGUUAACCAAAGCACAUUUUAUAAACAUCUAAGCGCCGGGAAAAUGAAAUCCAUGUAGCUAUUUACUGUUAUGUACGAAGUUGUACUUAAAACUUCGAUACUAGUCCUCAAAAAUUGUAAUUGUGAUUAAAGAUACAUGUACUUGGUGAUUUGGGGGAGGGGAAUGAAAUUUGGAAUGAAC